AUGGCAAAUGCCACUGAAGUGCGGUCAUGUUUGACAGAACAUCUGGACAAUUUGUGCCAGGAGUUAAGGAACAAGGUGGAGAAGAGUCUUGGUGAGUGUGGGAUAGAGUUCAGAGGCAGAGACACUGACAAUAGAGGAAGGGGAGAGAGCAUAUGGGAAUGUGAUGGUGAGUGUAUUUGUAUGAAGGAGCUGAGGACUGGCCCAACCUUGCAGGCACAGGUUGCAGGUUACCCCACUUUACAGGCCACCAUGCUUUCUCAGCACAGCUAUGGACAAAUCCUUAGUGCCUGCUGGCUAUUCAACAUUAAUGAAAAGUACUUCUUCACCCUGGACACUGUGACUAUGAGCUGGAGACCGACUAAUGCUGUGUCAGGGGAUAUCAUGAAUAAAUGGAAAGGUGAUAAGGAUUUAAUGAAACAUCUGAAUUUCUCCAUAGCAGAAGGCAGUCAGAAACUCAAUGAAUUCUUCAAGCAGCACAAGGAAAAGCCAAGGUCAACACCAAGGUCCCCUGAUAUCACCCAGGUUACAUCACCCACCCAGCUUCCACCUACAGGGCACGUUCCUUAUAAGGAAGUAUUUAUCACUGUGGGACUCAUCAUAUUCUUUAUUAUCUGCAUUUACCUAUGUGUCAGGAGGAAAUGUUGUACCCAAGGAGACAGAAAUCUUCAGCUGCUCAGGGUCUGUUGCAUCGACUGCCACAAACCACAGAGGAAUGAUGGGCCAAAGGAGACAAGAGGAGAGGUUCCCAACCAGACCACCAAGAUGUUGUCCAAGGAGGAAGAGCCCAAGGCGUGCAGGUAAAAGCAUUUACUGGACCAAACAUCCAUAUCACCCCAUCCAAGAUGCAUUCAAUACCUCACGGCAUAGGGAAGCAUGGAUGUUGGAGAACGCUGAUUUCAGCCACGGACUCACUGCUGUGCCUUUGACCUCUCAGCAGCUUUGAGAACUUGCAUGGUCCCUGCACUAAGAGCAGGCCUGUC
Molecule: messenger RNA, 980 nt
Organism: Apodemus sylvaticus (European woodmouse)
Lineage: Eukaryota; Metazoa; Chordata; Mammalia; Rodentia; Muridae
Product: retinoic acid early-inducible protein 1-beta-like
Exons: 4
Coding region: 1-801 (266 amino acids)
Source: RefSeq, a predicted model, not a curated record